This is a messenger RNA of Hippocampus comes (tiger tail seahorse), 4581 nucleotides long. It is a transcript of the gene lrrc8da, whose product is annotated as leucine rich repeat containing 8 VRAC subunit Da. The transcript is spliced from 2 exons. NCBI's taxonomy places the organism in Eukaryota, Metazoa, Chordata, Actinopteri, Syngnathiformes, Syngnathidae. Gene Ontology annotation, molecular function: protein binding. The coding region runs from base 167 to 2674 and encodes 835 amino acids. The record is from RefSeq and is a predicted model, not a curated record.
ACAGUCUAAGUCUAUUUGUAAUCAUUAGUCCUUGUUCGUUAAUAAGUAUACAUUUUUUUGCUGCACACACUACAUUAUAGAACAAAGUCAACAAGUAACCUGACUUCAGACAUCAUUUGCGUCUAAGCGCAAGAGGGAAAAGUCAGCCAGUUCAUCCUAAAAAGUAAUGUUCACAGUGACGGAGUUUGCGUCCUUAAAUGAUGUCCAUCCAACAUACCGCAUCUUGAAGCCAUGGUGGGAUGUCUUCAUGGACUACCUGAGCCUGGUCAUGCUCAUGUUGGCCCUCUUUGCCAUGACCAUGCAGAUCACCAAGGACCAGCUCGCUUGCCUUCCUUUCAUGGAGGACUCACAGGAGCACUCCAGAAAUGAGAGCGCACAGCAAGUAGCUGCCGCGAUGAACGCCAAAGACAUGUCAGAGAAAGCUGAUGACAAUGUCCAGACCCGCUACCAAAGUGCCGAUAGGGGCAGAGAGAAAUGUCCUAAUCACCCUCACGCACUGGGAAUCAUGACCAAUUUGGAUUUUCAGCAGUAUGUGUUCAUCAACCAAAUGUGUUACCACCUUGUCUUGCCCUGGUAUUCCAAAUUCUUCCCCUACCUCAUCCUGAUCAACACUAUCAUCCUUAUGGUCAGCAGCAACUUCUGGUUCAAAUUUCCCAAGACGAGCUCAAAAAUAGAACACUUUGUCUCGAUUCUGUGUCGCUGCUUCGAAUCUCCCUGGACCACUAAGGCCGUGUCUGAAACGGCUUGCGAAGAGUCAGAGAAGAACAAGCAGAGGUUGAGCGGCACCUCCUUAGCGCAGCAGAAUGCGUCUUUAGAGGGCAACGAUCAAGGUUCAAGUUCCAUCUCGACCUCGCCGGUGCUCGAAGGUGUGGUCUCCGCAGAUAAUCCCAUUGCCGAAGCCCCGACGGCCACGAUGCCCAUCUUGGAUAAAAAGGAUGGGGAGCAGGCCAAAGCCUUGUUCGAGAAAGUGCGCAAGUUCCGGGCCCACGUGGAGGACAACGAUUUCAUCUACAGGUUUUACGCAGCUCAGACUAUUUUCAAAACGGCCACAUUCAUUUCCAUGCUGUCCUACACAUCGAGCUUUUUGGUGAAAAUUAAUUUCAUACACAUCUGCGAGACCGAUGUCAAAGCGCUGGUCGGGUACGGAAAGUUCUUCUGUACGCAUAACAUGGCUUUCAUGUUAGACAAAGUGCUCAUUUGUUACAUCGCUCUCAUGAUAAUGUACGGAAUGGUGUGUCUGUACUCCAUCUUUUGGGUAUUUCGGGGACCUCUGAAAGAGUAUUCCUUUGAGAAAGUCAGGGAAGAGAGCAGCUUUAGUGACAUUCCCGAUGUCAAAAAUGACUUUGCAUUCCUCUUGCACAUGGUGGACCAAUACGACCAGCUGUACUCCAAGCGCUUCGGCGUCUUCCUCUCUGAGGUGAGCGAGAACAAGCUGAGGGAGAUCAGCCUCAAUCACGAGUGGAACUUCAAGAAAGCGAGGAAGUGCGUGACCCGGAACGCGCAAGAUCAGCAGGAGUUGCACCUUAAGAAUCUCUUUGGGCUUCCGAAUGUGGUCUUUGACCUCACCGACUUGGAGGUGCUCAAGCUGGAGAAGAUUCCCGAAGUCAGAUUCACGGCUAACGUCUCUCAGAUGACCAGUCUGAGGGAACUGCACCUCUACGAGUGCCCCGCCAAGGUGGAGCAGACCGGGUUUGCGUUCCUCCGCGAUCAUCUUCACAGCCUUCACAUCAGUUUCACCGACGUCGCCGAGAUCCCGACGUGGGUGUUCCUGCUGAGGAAUUUGCGACAGCUUUACAUCAUCGGCAACCUGAGCUCCGAAAACAACAGGAUGGUUGGUCUGGAAUCCAUGCGGGAUUUGAGGCAUUUAAAGACAUUGUGCCUGAAGAGCAACCUCCCGAAAUUGCCCGCCAACCUCACCGACGUGUCGCAGCACCUGGUGAAAUUAAUGGUGCACAACGACGGCACAAAGCUCUUCGGACUGAAUACUCUGAAAAAAAUGACCAACCUCAUUGAUCUGGAAUUGCACAGUUGUGAGCUGGAGAAGAUUCCCCACGCGAUUUUCAGCUUGCUCAACCUGCAGGAGCUCGAUCUGAAGUCCAACAACAUCCGCACCAUCGAGGAGAUCGUCAGCCUCCAGCACCUCAAGAGGCUGACCUGUCUCAAAUUGUGGCACAAUAAAAUUGCAGCGAUCCCGUCCUCCAUCGUCCAGGGCAAGUCUCUGGAGGCUCUCCACCUCUCGCACAAUAAGCUGCAGGCCCUGCCGUCGGCAUUGUUCAAGCUCCCCAAACUGCAAUACUUGGAUUUGGCCCACAACUAUAUCCAGGCGCUCCCGCCAGAUGUCGGUCUCCUGCUGGAUCUGCUGCACCUGGACGUCACGUCAAACAAGCUGGAGACCUUGCCCAAGAAUCUGUUCAAGUGCACCAAGCUGAGGGUGCUUUGCCUGGGCCACAACGACCUUCAGGAACUGUCGGAGGCCGUGGGCGAGCUGGUUCUGCUCAAUCAUCUGGAGCUGAAAGGCAACAGUCUGGAAAAGCUGCCCGCGCAGCUCGGCAACUGCCGCCGGCUGCUCAGAAGUGAGUUCUUGGUGGAGGAUCACCUCUACAUGACUCUGCCUGUGGAAAUCAGGGAGAGCAUCAGCCGAGACAGCAACAUCGCCAGUACGAGUGUCUUAUAGCUGGAGGGGUUCACAAAUCUUUGAGGUCCAGGCAGAAUUUCCCCCCCCCCCCUCAAAAAAACCUUUCAAACUCCUCACACCAAGUAAACAUUACCACUUCACCGACAGUGAACCUCUGAUACAUGAUUGCGAAAAUCUGAGUAACUGAUGCCGAUCCGAAUGGUUUGUAAUUGCAGAUGAAUGACACAAGAUGGUGGCAAAACAAAAAGCUCCUCCUUUCAACAGAAUCGGUAGGCCAAAGAUGUUAUAAGAUGGCGCCAAAGCUAUGUAGAUUUUUAUUUUAUUUUUUUUAAAUAAGACAUGGCUUUGGAGGACAUGUUGCCCCUCAAGAAAAGAAUGUCUGGCACUUUAAAAGAAUAAAGAUGAAAUUUUCAGAAUAAAAAGUUAUAAGCUGCAUUCGGAGUUAGUCCCGUUCCGUCUCAACUACCGCAUAUUCGAGGCUCAGCAAUCGUGCAUUAACGUGCAGAUUUUGUGUGCCCGCGCAUUUAGGCCUAAGUGAUAAAAAUAUUGCUUUUUCACCAUCUUGUGGCUUCUUGCUUUCAAGGCACUGUUGAAGUGAUUUGAAGCGUUAAUGCUGACAUACGUAGUGCUUUGUUACCAUCUUGUUUACUUGCGUUCUGAAUGUAUCGAUGUAUCCCACAAUGCAUCUAGGGAAAAAAAAGAUUUUCAGUUUGUGGGUUAUUGUCUGAUUUUCGGUACAAAAGAAAUUCAAGUUGAGGCACCAAAAUAUAUGAUGUUGAUCUGGUACGUCAUUAGUAUGCGACAGCUAUAACAUGAUAAAGAGCGUUCCUAGUAGUGUUCCAAAACGUCUUCAUUUGACUGAUGAGUACUAUGUAGUCUACUGUACGGAAAUCCUAAGUAAUUAUAGCAUUGAUAUGAGUGAUUACAAACACAUAAUAUGGAUUUUUAUAUGGCAAUUUUUCCAGUUUAACAAGGAACAAAAAAAAAACAUUUUACCAAGUGAAUUUCAAAAAUAUAACUUGUCUUGGAAGAAAAUGGGACUUAAUUCCUGCCAUAAACCUUAUUCAGGUGUUUUUUGGGGGUCGGUGGGGGGGGUGGGUAAAUGAUGCAAAUUAUUUUGCGGACACCUAAACUGGCUCGCAAACCCAGUUUGACAAAAUGUUUAAAGCACCAAACACCCAAGGGCUGGGCAAUGAAUGCUUUAUUUCAUGAUGAUGUUCAUGGUUUAUCUUAAUUGCUCAUUGUUAAACAGAAUGAAUGUGUACACCUGUCAUUUAAUCAAACCUUUGUUUUGCAUCAACUAUUUUCAAUUUCUGAUCAUUCCAGACCUGUUUUUUUUUUUUUUUUAAUUUAUGUUGAUCUUUGGUAUUUUAGCCCCUCAGGAACAAUUGUGUGGAUGAAAAUUUGCAUAGGGGAAUGUUUUUUUCUCUCUCCAAGUGGUUUUACUUUACUGUAUUCUUCACAGCCCCCACACCCCUCCAAAAAAAUCACACCUUGUCCCUUGUUCGUUGUGCUCACUACUUGAAGAAUACUUUCUGCUCCUUUCAUGACUAACGUUGUUAGUGGUGUUUGUUGACAAAUGCCAUAAAGAAAGUAGCAAUUCCAGAAACUAAAUCACUCGAUUUUACCUUGAUCCACUAUGUUUUAGAUAUAUACAGUUCACUUGCAUAAAGAAAUUCAUGAAUGUUCUCAGAUUCUGUUUUCCUAGACGGGCAACACCUUAAACACGUUUUCACCAUGCUUUGAAAUGUCAUCAUGUACACGUCUUCUACUUUGACAUCUUAUUCUACAUUCACAUCAAAGCUGUUUGCCCCCCCCCCCAUGUAUUUUUUUUGUGGUAUACUCUCGAUGAAUGUAUUCAUCCGGAGUUGCUGUAUCACCUCAGUGUCCUGUGCUCAAAUGUUCACAGCUUUUAUGGCUCAAUAAAAAAACAAUGAAAGGAUAAA